AGGGCGGGCAGAUGGGGGGGGGGGGUCUCAGCUGGGGGCGUGCCCUGUUCAUGCGUGGCGCAAGAUGGCGCUCCCCUUUGCACGUUCGUUGUGUCUGUGCCGCCGGGGAGCCAAACGAUUGGGGGCUGCCGCCGCGGAAGCCCGCAGAGGCAUCAGUUUCAAAUUGGAAGAAAAGACAGCCCACAGCAGCCUGUUACUCUUCAAAGGUGACACAGGGGUCAAAUACGGCAUGGUGGGAUUGGAGCCCACAAAAUUAGCCCUUAAUGUGGAGCGCUUCCGGGAGUGGGCAGUUGUGCUGGCAGACACAGCUGUCACCAGUGGCAGGCAUUACUGGGAGGUGACAGUGAAGCGCUCUCAGCAGUUCCGGAUAGGAGUGGCAGAUGUGGACAUGUCUCGCGAUAGCUGCAUCGGUGUUGACGAUCGUUCCUGGGUGUUCACCUAUGCUCAGCGCAAGUGGCACACCAUGUUGGCCAACGAGAAAGCCCCAGUUGAGGGCAUGGGGCAGCCAGAGAAGGUGGGGCUGCUGCUGGAGUAUGAGGCCCAGAAGCUGAGCCUGGUGGAUGUGAGCCGGAUUGCUGUGGUCCACAUACUACAGACAGAUUUCCGGGGUCCAGUGGUGCCUGCCUUUGCCCUUUGGGAUGGAGAGCUGCUGACCCAUUCAGGGCUUCAGGUACCUGAAGGGCUCUAGUAUGUCCAUGACUGGAGUCCCUAAUCACUCUCUUGGCCUGCCUCCUGCUCCAAGUGUCUGAAACCUUUUAACUGUGCCCGAAGAAACUGCUGGCUCCCAAAAUUCA
This is a messenger RNA of Bubalus bubalis (water buffalo), 794 nucleotides long. It is a transcript of the gene SPRYD4, whose product is annotated as SPRY domain containing 4. The transcript has 2 exons. The record is from RefSeq and is a predicted model, not a curated record. Lineage: Eukaryota; Metazoa; Chordata; Mammalia; Artiodactyla; Bovidae. Gene Ontology annotation, molecular function: protein binding. Bases 65 to 688 code for a protein of 207 amino acids.